Messenger RNA from Periophthalmus magnuspinnatus, 2566 nucleotides. It is a transcript of the gene smarcd1, whose product is annotated as SWI/SNF related, matrix associated, actin dependent regulator of chromatin, subfamily d, member 1. Gene Ontology annotation, cellular component: nucleus; SWI/SNF complex. The transcript is spliced from 12 exons. Gene Ontology annotation, biological process: regulation of transcription by RNA polymerase II. NCBI's taxonomy places the organism in Eukaryota, Metazoa, Chordata, Actinopteri, Gobiiformes, Gobiidae. The record is from RefSeq and is a predicted model, not a curated record. The coding region runs from base 43 to 1587 and encodes 514 amino acids.
CCUCCACAGGUCCAUCAACGCUAGCGACGCUCAGAGGAGGAGAUGGCGGCUAGAGGGGGCUUUCAGUCGGCACCAACCGGAGGAGGCGGUGGUCCGAUGGGUCCUGGACCUCCAGUGCCGGGUGCUGGACCGGGCAUGGGACCGGGGACUCCUUCGGGUCGGAUGGGUCCAGGCGGGCCGGCGCAGAACCACAUGUACCGCUCUCCGAUGCCUGGGCCUGGGUACCCGAGACCAGGCAUGCCCCCCUCUAGCAGAAUGACCCCACAGGGACCAGCCAUGGGUCCUCCAGGAUACGGAGGGAGCCCUGUGUCUCGUCCCGGGAUGCCUGGAGUCAUGGACCCGUCCCGCAAGAGACCUGCUCCUCAACAGAUACAACAGGUGCAGCAGCAGAGCAGGAACCAGCACACAAAGAAGAAGAAGAUGGCUGAUAAAAUUCUACCUCAGAGGAUUAGGGAACUAGUCCCAGAGUCUCAGGCUUACAUGGAUCUGCUGGCGUUUGAGAGGAAGCUGGACCAGACCAUUAUGCGCAAAAGACUGGACAUCCAGGAAGCCCUCAAAAGGCCCAUCAAGCAAAAAAGAAAGCUUAGAAUCUUCAUAUCCAACACCUUCAACCCUGCCAAACCUGACGCUGAGGACGGGGAAGGCACCGUUGCAUCAUGGGAGCUGCGAGUUGAGGGACGUCUGCUUGAAGAUUCUGCCGUGUCCAAGUACGAAGCCACCAAACAAAAGAGAAAGUUCUCCUCUUUCUUCAAGUCUCUGGUGAUCGAGUUGGACAAGGAUCUGUACGGUCCAGACAAUCACCUCGUGGAAUGGCACAGGACAGCCACCACCCAGGAGACGGAUGGUUUCCAGGUGAAGCGUCCUGGAGAUGUGGGCGUACGCUGCACUGUGCUCCUCAUGCUGGACUAUCAGCCUCCUCAGUUCAAACUGGACCCCCGGCUGGCCCGCAUGCUGGGGAUCCACACCCAGACCAGGCCAGUCAUCAUCCAGGCUCUGUGGCAGUACGUCAAGACCCACAAACUGCAGGACCCCCACGAGAGAGAGUUCAUCAACUGUGACAAGUAUCUGCAGCAGAUAUUUGAGACUCAGCGGAUGAAGUUCUCGGAGAUCCCGCAGCGCCUGCACGCCCUCCUUAUGCCCCCAGAACCAAUCAUCAUCAAUCAUGUGAUCAGUGUGGACCCAAAUGACCAGAAGAAAACUGCCUGCUAUGACAUUGACGUGGAGGUGGAUGACACGCUCAAAACUCAGAUGAACUCUUUCCUGUUGUCCACAGCCAGUCAGCAGGAGAUCGCUGGUUUGGAUAAUAAGAUCCAUGAGACGAUUGAGACCAUAAACCAGCUGAAGACGCAGAGGGAGUUCAUGCUGAGUUUUGCUCGAGAUCCUCAGGGCUUCAUCAAUGACUGGCUGCAGUCCCAAUGCAGAGACCUCAAGACCAUGACUGAUGUGGUGGGAAACCCCGAAGAGGAAAGGAGAGCAGAGUUCUACUACCAGCCCUGGGCUCAGGAAGCUGUUUGCCGUUACUUUUACUCCAAGGUCCAGCAAAGGAGACAGGAGCUGGAGCAGGCACUUGGCAUCAGGAACACUUAAAGAAAUAUCCAUACAAUGAUGGCUUUUCCCGGCAAUUUAAGUACAACCAAGGGGGGAAUGAAUUUCAAAUAGGCGCUAGAUUGUUCAUGCUAAUUGAUUUAACUGUUUUGGUUGUCGGCUCUUAAAAGGCAUAUUCCCCACUAGAUUUCAACACAUGUAAUUCAUUUGCAUGUUGUAGCCUUAAGUCAAAAGCAUUCCUUAAAAUUGUGAUAUGUUGGAACAAGCUGUAUAGAAAUCACAAAUUGACUGUUCUCCAUACAUUAAGUAAUUUGAACAAAAUUAUUACAACAUUGCCCUAAAAUGUAUUGUGAUUGGUUAAAAUGUGUAGUUAUUACAAAGGAAUCAGCUAUUUGAAAAAGCAAAUUAUUCAUAGUAGUGCCAUUUUGUAUUUUUUGUACUUCAAUUUUUGCUUUAGAAGAAAAAAAAACCUUAUGUCAGUCUUGUUGGCUAGUACAGAUUAUAAAGGAAGUAGUAGUAGUUUUGAGUACCUCUAGUCUUUACUAUAUAGUUUUGUAAAUACUGCAACUGCGAAACAUGAAGGUGGAUGUGAAGUGAAUCGUAUCUUGUUUUUUUCUUCGCUUUUGCUUACUUUAUUAUUCAAUAUUUAUAUUUUACAACAAAUUUUGAGCACACUGAACUAGCUACAUUUACGUAUAACUGAUUUCCACUGCAGGGAAAGCUAGCUGCAAAGAGUGAAGUAGUUUUAAGCAGAAAAAGCCAUAAUUACAAGCUGCUUCACAUCAUCACUGACUGAAAACAUUUGUUAUUUACCGCCUCUUUUAUUUAAUGUUGAAAUAUCAAUUGUAAUUCUUUUUGUGCUUUGAGUUAUGAAUACACUAACAUGGUGAAGGGGAGCUUUUACGACCGAAUAGUCAACGCUGGGGGCUAUGUGGUGGUAUUUAAAUGAUCUGUAGACUAUUUCAUGGACCAAACCUAUUUUUCUGUAUGUCAUGUUAUAAAUAAAGGAUAUGUAAAAGUA